AUGUCAUCAGCAGAAUCUUUGAUUAUUGCUUAUUAUUCUUUAAUAUUGGUUAUUAUUGGAACUCUUUUUAAUUUUUUGACAUUUCUCGUUCUUUGUCGAUCAACAUUUAGAGAUAAACAAGCAAGACCAAUUGUUCAUUAUAUGCGUACAAUAGCUAUAUUUGAUAUUUUAAUGUUAUAUGGAUGGAAUCUUAAUCAUUAUCUAAUGAUUGUACAUGAAUUUCAUCUUCUAAAAUAUUCAAUAGUAUCAUGUAAAUUUAUUAGUUUUAUCAGUUAUUUUACUUCACAAACAUCGGCUUGGCUUCGUGUCUUUGUUUGUCUUGAUCGAUAUUUAUCUUUGAGUCAUAUUCAUCGAGCAUGGAUGAAUCGAUCAAAAACUGUUCUUAUUAUUAUUGCAUGUGUUAUUAUGACUUCUAUUCUGUUAAAUUUACAUAUACUUAUUUUUGCUUGUUAUAAAAAAAAUAAUGGUACUAUAAGUAUUCAAGCGCGAUCGUAUAGAAUCUAUCCUCUAUGGAAUCAUGUUCAUUUAGGUGUAUACAAUUGUGUUCCAUUCAUAUUAAUGGUUAUAUUGAACACUGGUGUUAGUUAUCAUUUACUUCAUUUUCAACGUACUAAUUCAACUCCAAAUUCGCGUAUUCAACAUCGAGCUAUAACACUUACAUUAGUUAUAACAACAUCUCUUUUUUUAGUUAUGACUAUACCAGCAGCAGUUGCUUACGCGUUUUUUAUACAAGCAAACGCUACGCUAUUAUGUUUUUUGGAUGGAGUUCUUUAUACAUAUCAUGUAUUAUCAUUUCCAUUGUAUUUAAUUACAUGUAAUGGAUUUCGACGAGAAUGUAUUGAAAUGUUAACAUGGAAAUGUUGUCAUCGAAAAGUUGUACCACUAAUCGAUCCUCGAGAAUAG
Molecule: messenger RNA, 903 nt
Organism: Rotaria sp. Silwood2
Lineage: Eukaryota; Metazoa; Rotifera; Eurotatoria; Philodinida; Philodinidae
Source: the annotation of a GenBank genome assembly